Messenger RNA from Solea solea (common sole), 6538 nucleotides. RefSeq names its product atrophin 1 (gene atn1). Bases 399 to 5762 code for a protein of 1787 amino acids. Lineage: Eukaryota; Metazoa; Chordata; Actinopteri; Pleuronectiformes; Soleidae. The record is from RefSeq and is a predicted model, not a curated record. Gene Ontology annotation, cellular component: nucleus. The transcript is spliced from 10 exons. Gene Ontology annotation, molecular function: transcription corepressor activity.
GACGAGGGUACGCAUCAAUUUGUACAGUCUUCAGUUGGCACCCCUGUUUUUCCCUGCAACGAGUGGAAAGACAUUUCUUUUCCUUCUUCCCCUGCGUUAUUGUUAUGAGCGGAUCCCGCUGCAACAUGAGGCAGCAGCGGCGGCAGCAGCAGCAGCAGCAGCAGGCUGUGUUGUUGACAGACGCCCGGGCUGCGAGGUGUGCGUGUCAGCGUGCAGCAGCAUAAAGCCACACAACAGAGGGAGAGAAAGGAGAAGAGGGAGAGAGGGAGUGGGAGCACGCAUCGCUGGAUAAUAUAGGUUUUGGUAGCUCUCGUGGUGUUAACAAACAAUCCAGUCCAGAACCAGUUCAAUCCCUGCAAUGGCUUGUGUUGUAAAAUGGAUGUUAUAAAGAAGAAAAUAUGAAAACAAGGACACACAAAGAAUCGAUGCCCAUGCGCAGUGGGCGACGGCGGGGGGCAAGUGAGGAGAGAAGGGGUAGACGCCCGCACCCCAGCCCCACUCGCCCUGAACGCAAUGAUCGUCAGACGCAAAGAGGUGCUGUUGAGGAAUUGGCUGGAAAUCGCUUCAGUCGCAGAUCACAAGGGCAUGAUUCAUCAGAGAGUGAGGGGGAGGAACUUGUGUCUCCUCCAAAGAGGCAGAAAGUUCAGGAUUCAGUCUCUACUCCAAACCCUCCAGCGUCAACACACUCGACUGACAACUCGGCUCCUUCUACUGUCCCGCCUCCAACCUCCGUUGCCAGCCAGUCCCGUGAGAGUGACAAUGAAGAUGGCCAAUCCCAGGGCAGCAGGAGUUCAGUAGUAGGGAGCCUGGCCAACAGCAGCAGCAGUCUGAGCAGUGGGAGGGAUAUAGACCAAGACAAUCGUUCCUCGUCCCCAAGUCUCUCUGCUUCCCCUCUCGGUAGCCUUGACUCUGAUUCCGACGGCCCAGACUCACCAAAGCAAGGAGAGAGAGAACGCGAGAAAGGCAAGGAAGGAGGUGCAGGGAAGAUGGGCGCAGAGGAGAGGAGAGCACUACGAGAGGGGAGAGGGGAGGAUUCCUGUGGCGAUGGAGAAAAGAGAGAUCUGGAUGCAAGAAUUGAAGACUGUCCCUCUCUUAAGUCCCCCUCUACUCCAUGUUCUUCCUCUGGUCUCACUCCCUCCCUUCGUGGAGCAGGGGAUUCAUCAAAUGACAGCAAUAGUGGGAGAAAGUCCUAUUUCUCCCUGGACUCCAAAUUGAUGUGUAAAGUUGAAUAUGGUGGAGCAGUGGGCGUCGAUGGUGGUCUUAGUGGCAACCGACUGAAUUCCAAAGCCAGCACACAGUGUGUGACCAAGACAAGUAUCUCGGGAGGAGAUUUCUCCCAUAAUAGCCCCAACAUUCCACACUCCUUGCCCCCUCCUCUGCCACCUCCACCUGCUCUGAAGCCCUUGGAGCUUGGGGGACAAAACCUGUCUGCUGAGGUUAAGAUAGAAAAAGCAGACAAACUCUUGGACAAGGCUCAGUCCACUCCUCCUUCACUACUACCACAGACGGGCCCUCAGCCACAGUCCCAGCAUCAGACCCAGACCUCCACCAACCCUCACCACUAUAGUUCCACCGGCUGGCAGGGUGGCACAGCAACUGGUUGCCAGGGGAACUGGGGCUACACCCGUUACCCUGGCAACCACCACCCACACCAACCACACCACCAGCCCCCAGUGCAGCAGCAGCAACUUCCCUCUGUUUACAAUCCUCCAUCCUCUCGCCACUCCUCCUCCCAUCCCUCUUACCUCCCCCAUCCUCAUCCUCACCCUCACAGGGAGUACCUUCCCAGGUACACUGGAGGGGGAGGGGACAGAGAGAGGGGGACUGCAGGAGAGAGGGAGAGGGGAGUGAGGGGGGAGUGUGGGGGGAGGGAGAUGAACAGGGAGUUCUCUGCUCCAAUUGGCAACAACAGCAACAACAGCAGUGGGGGUAACAGUAAUACUGCUUGUGGUGGAGUGGGUGGGCCCAACAACAUCCAAGGAAGAGAGUUUGGGGGUGUGUCAGUGGGUCAGAACCGGGAGUUCCAAAGUACUGGGAGAGAAGGACCUAACUUAGGUCCUGAAAGAAGAGACUUUGGUCCAGCUUUCAGAGACAGGGAGAGAGAACGGGAAGGAGGAAGAGAGUUUCCUCUUCCAAACCAAAAUCAGAAUAGAGACUUUGGCCCCAAUGGAGCUGGAGGGGGGCAUCCCAGAGACAAAGAUGGGGGUAGAUGGGCUGAGUUUGGGAGUCAGACAAGAGAAGUUGUAGGCAGUAGUAACCCAAACAACAGCUCCAUCUCUCAAGGAAAUCCUCCAAGUUCAACUAGUGGGCUACCUGUCGCGCCCAUGCUAAAUCGAGACCCACCUGCCUCACCCCAAAACAACCCCAGCCACCCCUCUCAUUCCUCUUUGCCUCUACAUCCUCACCCACAUCCCCAAAACUCAUCCAACCGAGAUUUCCCCUCUCCAAUUGAUCAGGCUCAAACCCCUUCUUCUGGACCUGAGCACUUUCACAGAGAGUACACUCCCACUGGAGGAAAAGAAUUUUCCGCCGGAGCACCUGCUUCUGCUGGCACAAAUCGAGAGUACCUUAGCUCCCCUGGGGUGACUCCAAACCUAGGGCGAGAGUAUUCAGGGCCUGGUGGAACCCAACACCCACAUACACCUCACCCCCACUACCAGUCUGGAUCUAGAGACAGAGAAAGGGACUCAAACCUCCGAGAGUCUGCUUUGUACCAAAAUCGUGGAGGCCCAAACCAACCUCCUGCACUUUCUCCUUCCUCCUCUUCCAGCCAUCAUGUACACCCUCCAAAUGCCCCUUAUCCCCCACCACCGCCACCUCAGCCGACUCUAGUCCCACCUCAAACCUCUCAUGCCCAGCCUCCCCCAUCAGCUAUGGCACCCAGUGUACGUCCCCAACACUACCAGUCCUCCAACCAGACUCCUCCAACACCUCAUUCUCCCUUACCCAGCCCAUCCACCAAUCAGAUGGGAGGCUUCUCAUCUUUUCCUCCUGGCUCCUCCUCUGCGUCCAACAUGCCAGUUGUGUCAUCCAGCUGUUCACCUGGAUGUCGCCCCUCCCCUUUCCAUGGCACUUUGAACAGCCACCCUCCAUUCAGUGGAACAUACCACUCUAAUGGCAACAGUGGCAAUAACAUGGCCAACAGCAAUAGCAACAUUGGUGCAGCGAGUAGCGGCAGUACCCAGUCACAGACACUCUCCCCUCAAAAUGCAUUAAAAGGACCUCCACCUCUUAGUAACUCUGCCAACAACAACAGUGUCUCGACCUCUGCCUCCAGUUCUUCACUCCCCGGUGGAGAUGGACAGUCAGAUUCAGUCCUGCCUUCCACACCUGUCAUCAAGGAAGAACCAAUUGAAGAGAGGGAAGAGAGUGAAAGCCCGCCACCAAUGUUAAGAAGUCCAUCUCCUGAACCCAAACCUGUCGACAUUCCUAUCCACGCCAGUCAGUCAGCACGGUUUCACAAGGUCCUUGACCGUGGAAGUGGGAACUCCUGUGCUCGCAGUGAUGUCCUCUUUGUCCCGUUGGAUGGCUCCAAGCUGUGGAAGAAGAGGAACGAGAUGAUCGAAAGGGCCCGGAGGGAGGUCGAACAACGGGCUAGAGACCUCAGAGAAAAAGAGAGGGAAAGAGAAAGGGAACGUGAGCGUGAGAGGGAACUGGACAGACAUCUACAGCAACAGAAGGAUGUCAACGCCGCUGAAAGAGUUCGCCAGGGUUCCUCGCUCUUCUUUCCCUCCUCGUCCUCUAUCAUCCUAGACCCUUCCUCUUCCUCCUCAGGCAACCCUGUCUCCCACCCUCCUCAUCACCAGCAUCAUCAUUCACAUCCACAUCCACAUGCUCACCUUUCUCCAGCGCACCAUCUUCACCCCAGCCUUUCUCACUCAAUCCCCCACUCUAUCCUCCUGCCUUCCAUGGGUGGGGCUCAAGCUGUUCCACAGGGAGCCCUUGGAAUAGGCUUAGGAGGUCCAUACCUGGGCCCAGACACUCCAGCACUGAGAACCCUGAGCGAGUACGCCCGCCCUCAUGCUAUGUCUCCUCUCGGAGCAGCAAGUCGAGCCCAGGCUCACCACCAACAAAUUCAUCAUGGUCAUCCCCAUGUCCACCCAUCAUUCUUCCUUCCUCAGUUCCAAAAUCAUGCCUUAGGCCACCCACACCACCUACCCACUGAUGCAGCAACAGCUGCAGCCAUCUUGGGCUUUUUGUAUGGUGGCAGUCUUGAAGGUGGUCCAGGCAUUGGUGGCCACCCAGGCAUGGCAGGAGGGCCAAUUCCUGGAGGGAUUGGGGGUGCAGGAUUAGGAGGAGUUGGUUUCCCUCAUGCAGUAGCUGCGCAUCGAGAUCGAAUGAAGCCAGGAUUUGAAUUUAAGAGUGAUGAGCGGGUUUACCCACCAGUUACCAUGGCUGAUUCUGCAGCUCUUGCUCUUGCUCACUCACAUUCACAUGCCCAUGCCCAUGCCCAUGCUCAUGCUCAUGCUCAUGCUCAUGCUCAUGCCCAUGCCCAUGCCCAUGCUCAUGCCCAUGCUAAUGCCAAUGCCCAUGCCCAUGCUAAUGCCAAUGCCCAUGCCCAUGUGCAUGCACAUGCACAUGCACACUCUCUGCUCCUUGGAGGAGGUUCAGGAGGCUCUAAUGAGGUGUCACUCUAUGGUACUCCACCUCCCCCAACUCCCCCUGGCCCUCCACACCUGCAGAACCCAUCCCUGGCCCCAGUAACGCGACCCCCCAACCCUCCUGCCCCUCAGUCUCUGUCCAAUCCACCCCCUUCAUCUCUCCUCCCACCAUCACUCCCCUCUCACUCAUCAUCUGCACCGCCCACUGCCCCCACAGCCCCAGCAGCUCCUACCGCUCCUCCUACAGCUCCUCCUCCACCCACUCCACCAACCUCCAAUGCCGCCUCACUUCAUCAUCCAGUACCUCAUUCUUCUUUUCCCAGCUCCCUCUCCUCUCAUCUGCCACCAGCGUCUGCUCCAGCCGAUCCCCCCGAAGCCUACCCCACUCCCACCCGCUCACCUGCCUCUUAUGAGCGAGACAGGAGCGGGGAAAGAGAGCGGGAGCGGGAAAGGGAGCGAGACAGAGCCACUUUGCCACCCUUUGAUAGAGACAGAGAGCGAGAGCGAGAAAGAGACAGAGACAGAGACAGAGAAAGAGACAGAGACAGAGACAGAGAAAGAGAAAGAGAAAGAGAAAGAGACAGAGACAGGGAGAGGGAGAGAGAAAGGGCAGGAAGUGGUGGAGGAGGAACAGGAGGAGGAGGGGGAAGUGGAGGAGGCUCUGGUGGAGGAAGUGGAGGAGAAAAUCUGGGACGUCUUCAGAUGCUAAAUGUGACACCUCAUCAUCACCAGCAUUCACACAUCCACUCACAUCUUCACCUACACCAGCAAGACACAGCGGCGGGCGGGGUUCACCCCCUGAUGGACCCGUUGACGUCGGGGUCUCCUUUGACACGCCUCCCAUACCCAGGAGCCACACUCGGCACCCCCAUCCUGGCUCACCCCCUCACUGACAGCGAGGUGCUUCGCCAACAGCUGUUCGGUGAGGAGAAGGCUCCUCGUCCAUGUGCUCCUUUCCGUGACUUGCCCCAGCCGUCCUCCCUCACUGGUCCCAUGUCAGCAGCCCACCAGCUCCAGGCCAUGCAGCAGGCCCAGAGUGCAGAGCUGCAGAUCCAGAGACUGGCCCUGGAACAACAGUGGAUCCAUCACCACCACCACCACUCCCUCACCCAGGACGAGUAUUACAGUCACCUGAAGAAAGAGAGUGACAAGACCCUGUGAGGGAGGGGCACAACAAGGAGCAGCAUGGAGACAAACUGAGGGAACGCGCGUGUGUGGGCGUGCGCACGCGCGUGUGGGUGUGUGUGUGCGCAAAAUGAAAUGAAUAAAGCAAAGCAAAAGCACUGGACUCAAUAAAGGAAUAAAGGCUGGACCAAAGGACAGGGAACUCAACACUCUAGAAAAAGAAGAAGAAGAUUUGUGAAGGAUUAACAAAAGAAGAAGGACGAGCAGAGUGUUAGAAAUGUGCACCUUCAUGAAGAUCCAGCCUCCAGUGCUUCCCUGCAUAAUGUUCUCGAACUCCAGUUCUGUUUUGUAUUGUGCUCCGUACAGUAUAUUAGAUGGGGGGCAGCUAUAGUGAAGUACAGUCUGUGUAAAAUACUUUUGCCAGAAAGAAUGUGUACAUGAGUCUCUUUUAUGUUAUUGCAUGUAGCUAUAGGCGCUUAUUCUGAACUGGUGGAACUUUUAUGUUCUAUUUUUAGUAAUUACCGCCUCUUUUGUAUUCGAGGUGUGUUCUAUAUGCAUGAGACCAGCAAUUUUAGUGUUAUGUUUCGUUUAUGAUGAGUAUUGUUAUUAUUAUGAUUAAUGUUGUCUGUUUGUUGAUAAUGAUAUAAUUAUAUAUAUACAGUACAUAUUAUUUGUAUUAUUUUUUUACAUUUUCAUGGUAUGGCAGGCAGUUUUUAUUUUUAAUUUUUUUCUUAUUUUGAAUUUACCUUGUGAAACAAGAUGCAAAUGAAGGGGAAAAAAAAUCUGGAAAUAAAUUAUAAUCUUUUUUUCUA